Messenger RNA from Grus americana (Whooping crane), 1545 nucleotides. RefSeq names its product translation initiation factor IF-2-like. NCBI's taxonomy places the organism in Eukaryota, Metazoa, Chordata, Aves, Gruiformes, Gruidae. Bases 1 to 1545 code for a protein of 514 amino acids. The record is from RefSeq and is a predicted model, not a curated record. The transcript is spliced from 6 exons.
AUGCGGUCCCGACGAUUCCCGGCAGCUCCCGGCGCGGCGCCCGGUGCAGCGCAGGGGAGCUCGGUGCGGCUCCUGCUGCGAGCGCCGGUGCAGCCUCCGGAGGCUCCCCGUGCGGCUCCUGGUGCGGCCCCCGGUGCAGCCCUCGGCGGCUCCGGGUGCGGAUUCCCGCGGAUCCCGGUGCGGCCCCCCGUGCACCUCCCGGCAACUCCCUGUGCAGCUCCCAGGGAGGCUCCCGUUGCAGCUCCCGGCGGCUACUGGUGCAGAUCCGGGUGCGGCUCCCGGCGGCUCCUGGUGCAGAUCCCAGUGCGGCUCCUGGCGACUCCCGGUGCAGCGCCCGGGGAGGCUCCCGGGGAAGCUCCCGGUGCGGCUCCCGGGGCAGCCCCCGGCGGCUCCCGGCACAGCGUGGCAAACUCUCAGUGCGCCUCCGGAGCGCACGGCCGAGCUCCGGGGCUGAGCCCUGCCCAUCCCAGCCUCACCGCCGGCCCAGGGCCGAGCUUUGCUCCGGCACCCACCCUCGCCCCCAGCAGCAUGCCCCGCGGGCGAGCCUGGACACAGGCAGAGGUCAACAGCCUCCUGGCACUGGUGGGGGGCUCGGGGGAGGCCGCCCUGCUCAUGGCCUCCACAUCGCGACCCAACGAGGCGCUCUGGCGUGAAAUUUCCCAGGGGCUGGCAGCAGCUGGCUACGGGCGCAGCGUGGCCCAGUGCCGCUCCAAGUGGAAGGCGCUCAAGCAGGCUUUCCACUCAGAGCGGGAGACACGCCAGAGGGCUGGCUGCCACUCUCCACGCUUGCCCCCACACUACCGAGCUAUGAAGAGCAUCUGGAAGGCAGCCGGGCGGCCCGUCUUCGGCGAGCGGAGGAUGCCAGACCUGGUGAAGCUGUCCUCCAGGAAGCGCAGGUCAGCCCUCACCACCCAUUCUCCAUCCUCACCAGAGCCACCAGAGCACGACACUCACAGGGACGCCCCGGGCGUGCUGCUGUCCCCGCUGCCACAGAGUGCAAAGGACGAACCAGAGAGAUGCUGUCACACCACCCUGAAGCAGGAAAGAGAUGAGCAAAAGGAUGGUUUUCCUGGUGAGACGUCCCUGGAGAUGGAAAGAGAAAACCAAGUGCUGCCAGUGGCCACCACAGCCCCGGGCUCCCCUGGGACGGCUGCCAUGAGCGAGCAGCCAGCAGCAGGUGAAGAGGCGUCAGAUGCAAACCUGCACGGCUCCAGUGUGGCAGGUUUGCUCCAGAGUGUCCAGCAGCUGCUGGUACAGAUCCUGCAGACGUCGCGGCAGCAGCAGGCGCUGCUGGAGAGCCUGGCCAAUGACACCGUCUCCCACCUCCACCUCCUCUCCCACAGCUUGGUGCAGGUGGGCGAGAGCCUGCACCAGCUCCUGCUCCGGCCGCAGACCCACCCCGGCCCCCUCGGCCACUAUGGCCCCCACGUGCCACUUUACGAGGGCGGCCCCAGAGUGCCCUGUUCCUCUGGCUCUCCCCACACCUCCCCGGAUCACAAAGAGGAUCUUCGGGUGUCUCCUUUCACUAGCUACACCCACCUAUGA